AUGGACAAUUUUGGAGAAAGCAAGUGUGAAGCUAUUGCCGAAGAAGUUUUACAAAAUAAUUUUCAAGGGCCAAUAGAUCGUGAGCCUGCGCUUGAUCUUGAGUUUGACGACAAUGAGAGUGCAUUUAACUUUUACAAUGAGUAUGCAAAAAAAAGGAUUGGUUUUAGUGUACGCAAAGAGUACGUGAACAUAAAUAAGAAAUUGUGUUAUGUAACAUCACAAAAGCUUACAUGUUUCAAGGAGGGUUUCCGUGGAGAUGAUAAACGAAAAUAUCAAGCUAAAAAUCCACGAAAAGAGACUAGAACAGGAUGCCAAGCUCAUAUUGUUGUUACUCGCCAAUUUGUUGGAAAGUACCAUAUUACUAAGGUUGAGUUAGAACAUAACCAUCCUCUCGUUCUACCGACAAUGAUUCACAUGUUGCCAUCUCACAGAAAUUUGAACGACAUACAAACUCAUGAAAUCGAUUUGGCGGAGGAUGCUGGAUUAUUUUCUAAAGGAACUUUUGAUUUUAUGAGUCUUCAAGCUGGUGGCAGAGCAAAUUUGGGCUGUACUAAGUUAGAUCGUAAGAACUACCUUCAAACAAAAAGGCAAAAAGCUAUGGGACAAGGAGAAGCAGGAGUACUAUUAGAAUAUUUUGAGAAAAAAAGAGUUGAAGAUCCAUCUUUCUUUUUUGCGACAAAUAAAGAGCAUAGACCUUUGGCUAGUUUUGUUGGAUUUAAUAACCAUAGAAAAAUGAUUGUUUUUGGAGGUGCACUGAUGUAUGAUGAGACUUCAGAAUCUUUUCAAUGA
Molecule: messenger RNA, 789 nt
Organism: Nicotiana tabacum (common tobacco)
Lineage: Eukaryota; Viridiplantae; Streptophyta; Magnoliopsida; Solanales; Solanaceae
Source: RefSeq, a predicted model, not a curated record